UAAAGGAGGACCUGGCUAAUGUGCAUUGUGCACACUGAUCUCUCCCGGCUAGCUAGGUAUGAGGCACAUGGGAGCCUUCCUCUUUAUCUGUUGUUCCCUGGCUGCGAUUGCAGGGCAGCGUGAUGGUAAAUACAAACCCAUGCAGUGAUGUCACAAGAAGCUGUGUGGAGUUUUACACUCCGGAGCAGUGCGCAUGCGCCGUGCAGCCGCGGCAGCUGCAGGGGCAGCUCUGUCACCGUACACAUUGGAGCAGUGAGAGACAUGGCAAGAGAUGGCGAGUGCAACGAGCAGGCUCCAAUCGUUGCUGCUGCUGCUGCUGCUCUGACAAAGGGGAUCGGGCCUUCCAGUUGCAUUUAGACAAUACCAUCGGCUACAUCAGUAGGAAUAAGAUCUGGGAGCUUGAGCGGGAUCCAAUGCCCACAAGUGCCGGGACUUUUGCCCAGCAGCACGCCAGAUAGAUGUGCGCUUUACUCGCCUGUACGUUCCAUCAUGAACGCUCAGCUGACUAUGGACGCGAUUGGCGAUCUGCACGGGAUAAGCCAUGAGUCGGUGCCAGGCACAGCUGAUCUGAUGGGCAGCAGCCCCCACCACAGGGGCUCAGUCACCCACCGGAGCAACCAUCUGUCCGCUCACCCCAGGUCCAUGGGCAUGGCUUCCAUUCUCGAUGGAGGGGACUAUCACCACCACCACCACCACCACCACAGACCCCCCGAUCACGCAUUAACGGGGCCACUGCACCCCACUAUGACCAUGGCUUGCGAUACCCCUCCCGGGAUGAGUAUGAGCAGCACAUACACCACGCUAACCCCUCUGCAGCCUUUACCCCCAAUCUCUACAGUGUCGGACAAAUUCCCCCAUCACCAUCAUCACCAUCACCCCCACCAGCGGAUACCGGGCAAUGUCAGUGGCAGCUUCACCCUAAUGAGGGACGAUAGGGGACUGGCGUCUAUGAACAAUCUUUACAGCCCCUACCACAAGGAGGUCACCGGCAUGGGGCAGAGUCUGUCCCCGCUCUCGGGAUCUGGUCUUGGGAGCAUCCACGGUGCCCAGCAGGGGCUGCCCCACUAUGCCCAUCCCAGUGCCGCCAUGCCCACCGAGAAAAUGCUUACCCCGAAUGGCUUUGAAGCCCACCAUCCUGCCAUGUUGACAAGGCACGGAGAGCAACAUCUUACCCCUCCAUCAGCUGGCAUGGUGCCUAUUAAUGGGAUACCCCAUCACCCUCAUGCCCAUUUAAAUGCCCAAAGCCACGGACAGAUUCUGGCCUCCACCAGGGAUCAAAAUCCUCCUUCUGUGACUGGAUCACAAAUCAACAAUGGAAGUAAUUCAGGGCAAAUGGAAGAAAUCAAUACCAAAGAAGUCGCUCAGAGAAUCACAACCGAGCUAAAGCGCUAUAGUAUCCCCCAGGCGAUCUUUGCCCAGCGGGUUCUGUGCCGCUCUCAAGGGACCCUGUCAGACCUGCUGAGGAACCCCAAGCCUUGGAGCAAGCUCAAGUCCGGCCGCGAAACCUUCCGAAGGAUGUGGAAGUGGCUGCAGGAGCCCGAGUUCCAGAGAAUGUCAGCUCUUAGGCUUGCAGCAUGCAAACGGAAAGAACAAGAACAUGGAAAAGACAGAGGGAACACACCAAAAAAGCCAAGGUUGGUCUUCACAGAUGUCCAACGCAGAACUCUCCAUGCAAUAUUUAAAGAAAAUAAGCGUCCAUCCAAAGAGUUACAAAUCACCAUUUCCCAGCAGCUAGGCCUGGAGCUCAGCACAGUCAGUAAUUUUUUCAUGAAUGCUCGCAGGAGGAGUCUUGAUAAGUGGCAGGAUGAGGGAAACUCUGGGUCUGGCAACACAUCAUCUUCAUCAAGCACUUGUACCAAAGCAUGAAGGGAAACACACAAACCCCAGAAACUGAAACCUCGGUGGAAAAGCUUUAAUACAAAGACCAGGACCUCAGCUUAGUAGGUUUAUACUUUAGAACUAUUUGAAACCAAAAUAAUUUAUAAGUCCAAAGAAACCAAAGACUCAUUUCUCCUGGUGACUUUUAUUCUUAAGACAUUUUUUCAGGAGAACGACUUGCAAAAAAAAAAUGGAGUCAAAAUAACGAAAUCAAUCCCACUGACCUUACACCUUCACCUGUCAUCCUCAUUAUUCCCACAGUAUUUUGUUGUCUGGUGGUUUGGAAAAUCGUGAUCUCUUGUCAUUGAAUGGACAUCUUAUAGGGGUCUUCAUUCUCACCACCCAUUUCCAUGCAGGUGUAGGGAAGAUCAGAGGUUAAUACAAACCCUUGGUAAGGAACAUGGUCAAAACGUGUCUACAGAAUGGGAUAUGGGUUGACCAACAAGUCGUCUGAGUUUAUUGGAACUGAGUGUAAAUGACUCUCACUGUUUGAACCAAGUAGUUCCACCGUAUGGCGGUAAAGUUCAAACUGUUGAACAGCACCUAAACAUGUGCAUUCUCUCUGUUUGUUAAGGGUUGAUUAGAUACUAGAAAUUAAGCCUUUCCUACCAUAGAAGCAUACCAAAGAAAAAGUAUUUCACUAGGAGUUUACUCUACGCAUUCUAACAUUUCAGCAAUGUUUUACAGUAAACACAGUACAUAAAAUAUAGUUAUAAAUAAUUUACAUUUCUUACAAAAAAAAAGUGCAUUAUGUGCAAAAGGCAUAUUUGUACUUUAAAUAGAAUUAUUUUAAAAAUAGCACAAAAUUCUAGUUUAUGUGGUUUCGUACCACACUUACCAUUUUACAAUUUUUUAAACAGUUUUGCAUUCAAGCACGGAUUCUAGAAAUUCAGGAAACAAGGCCCUACAAGAAAAAAAAAGAAUCUGUACUUGGUGAAUCACUAAUUUAUACAUUUCAAAUUGCUACUGUUAUGCCUGGAUAUUGCAGGUUAUAUCUUUAUUCAUUGUUCCUUGACUCGCUUGCCAUUUGCUAUGACUAAAAGCAGUGGUUGGUUGUACAGAUUUGCAGAGGAACAUCCUAUAAAUGCUGUUCAAGCCAAUGCUGAAGCACCAUUGAAAUAACAGAGAAAUAUUUAACCCCCCUGUCUUAUAUUAGAGUCUUGGCUUGUUUCCAAACUGAACAAGUGGCCAAACAUAGCAACCUCUAUUUGAAAUGAUUUUAAAUUAAGUUUAUUACAAUAAAUAUCAAUAAAUAUAGAUGACUUUUUCUGCAGUCCCAAGGGCUGUACAGUAUAUUUUAUACAAUAACUUGCAUCACAUUUUAUUUGUUUUAAUGAAUAAACGAAUAAGUAUUAAUAGAGGGCACAAUCAGUUCAUAAUAUCCCAAUAAGAUUUUUUACAAGAUCAUGCAGGCUGCAAUUAUAUCCUAUAAUCUGUUAUGAGACAACAACCCCAUAUUCCUGGAAAUAGUUCUGAAUAAUAUCAUACUUAUUUCUGAUCAAUACAAUAUACGAUAACAGUAUUUUACUAUUAAUACAUUUCAUACAAAAUAAAUGUAAAUAUAACAAUCUGUACUACUUCAGAUACAAAAUUCUGCAUAGUAUCUCUUCCAAAUCAAACAUGAUCUUGUUUUAGAACAAACAAACUAAACCGAAUAGUAAAUCAAUUUAAUAUGCUGUAUAUUCUUAUUCUGCAAUUCACCUUGGAAUUUACCAUGCUAUGUGGUAUUUUCAAUGCAUUUUAUCCAUAACUUGAACUUCUAAAAUUUUGAGCAAUGCUAAACCUUAGUAUGGAUAUUCUAUUAUUUAUACAGGGCACUGAAAUUAUUUACAAAUACAUACAGUCUUUGCAGGUUUAUUUAACAAUGUUGUUUUGUUGUGUAGACGAACUCCAGUAUAUCCCAAAGAUAAUAUAUAUAUUGCACAAGAAAAAACCUACUAUAUUUUAGCAAAAUAACCAUAUUUCCCAUUGUUUUUCUCUUUUAUUUACUCUCCUGUAUAUUUUUUAUGUAGUGUUUGGAAUGUUUUGAAGUACAACCACCCAAAUAAUUGCUUAUACCAAAGAACACAAUCCUAAGAGCAAUGACCUUGGAGUAUGGACACAUUUUGAGACACUUUUCACCAUAUGCAUAAUCAGAUAACUAAUCCAUAAUCUUUGUCACAAGGAGCACACCGUCUUUCUUUAAAUAAGCCAUUCUUCUAAUAAACUAGCAUCUACUCAUGGAUAUAGUAAAGUGUUUAGAUCUCAGGGCUUCAGAUUGUAGAGUUUCCAUACAUUAAUGGUGAUUGUUGUAUGCUUUAUAAUGGUCAUUUUACUCAUGACCGUACAUGGAUCCGAUUUUUGUUGUAUCUUUUUUAUCUGUUCAUUUGUUUGACAAUGGCUCUUUUCUUGCUGGUACUGCAAGCCCUUGAUAUACCAAAGAACCCUUUCACAUUUCCUCUCAGUUGAGGUGGAAAGGCAGUCGUAUUACUACACAGAAUUGAAGGGAGGAAAAAGAAAAGAAAACUAUGCAUUUAACAAACAAAGAGAAAGCACGGAGGCAGUUUUGUCUAACUGACGUUUAUGGUGUGUUCAAAUCCUGGAACAGAAGCCAGUCGGAAUUCUUUGUGCUGGCCUUCUGCUCUAUUGUGGUGUGGUUAGCUUUACAAUACAUUUGGUAACUAUUUCCUAAGACUAUGACAAAGAAGCAAAGAGAUAGCUGCUUCCACAAAAUGUAAAAAAAUGUAAAGAUCUACUAUUUAUAGUGUGAACCAAAGACGCUACCUCACUCGAUUUCCAUUUCGUGAUUUUAAUCACAUUGAUGAUACCAAAGAAUACCAAAGAUUUUUCUUGCACGGCCUUCGUCUGCCAAAGGCACUCUGCGACCUUCCCCUGACUCCUGACCCACAACCCCUGACCUUCAUGAUAUAUAUAUAUAUAUAUAUAUAUCACCUUUCUUUUUUUCCAGAUAUAUUAUAAUUAACCCCUUCAGGGUCAGAGGUGCUUACAAACACCCCUGGGACUGAUGGAGUCAAUAGCAAAGAGACCAGAUGGCUUCACAUGAUCAAGGUCUGGCCUCAUCAAUUUCCCUUGCUGGUGGUGCCCGAACAAAACCUAUUAUGCUGGGCAUAGCUGAUGUCACAUAACAACCACAAACUGCAUUUUUUUAAAUUAAACUGGGAAGACUUUUAUUUUUACAAGGCCUGAUGAGGUCCUAUAACCCAUUAGUAGAAAUAAUGGCCACAUCUGUAAGGUCUGCAAGAUAAUUAGAGAUUUAAGACCAAGACAUCAGAUUCCAGCAGCCUGCCCGUGGUCAUCUGCUGCCUUCUGGACAACCUAGAAUUGUACGCAACAAACCAUUAAUAAUGUUUGAAAAUAAACAAAGCUUUAGGCAAAUAUGUUGCAAACAUUGUAAACUCAUAGGACGAGUGCCUUGCUUAAACCAAAGUGUUAAACCGCCGUUGACCUCUUCUAUCUCACCUUAUACUCUUUGAAUACCUCAGCCUCUUCGAAAGGCCACUGAUUAAAUAAUAGUACUAAUAAUGGAAUAAUUCUUCACCGUGGUGCUUUUGCAUUGCAACCAUGCAAAUAACCUUUCUUUGAUACCAAAGGCAUUUCUUUUUCACUCUAGCUGAUGAACCAAAGUCUUAGUGUGUCCCAGCUUUUGGCAGCAUCCGUUCUCUCCACCUGACCAUUUUGCCCUGAGUACCUGUUGCCUGGAUGUAGGCCGUGCAGUUUCUCUUACCAAUUUCUCCAAAUACCUCAUAGUAUAAGAAAUCUUUAGGAUUACAUUGUAUAGAAAGUCUAUGUGAUAACACAAACAUACUAGUUUGAUAACUGUUAACCUUCAUACAAAAGUUUUAUCAUUAUUUAUUUUGUAGGCUUUUUUUUCCGUUGGUAGAGCCUCUCUUAAAAGAAUUUUUUUUUCCUGUAAGAUAGGGAAGGGGUUGGGUCAGGACAGGUUGCAAAAGUGAAUGCAAUGAAGUUGAAAUGGCUUUGAUUUUUUUUAUUUUAAGACAACGACACUUUGUGUUUGAUAUUCAGCGUUCUUUUCACAGGGUACAAACAACGAAAGAUGUUUCUAGAUGUAAUAAUAAGUCCUUGUUUCUGUUCUUUCUAAAUGUUCUGUGAGCUUUUAUUUCUGUUAUUUUUUUCCUGUUUUAUUUAAUCUCUGCUUAAUUUAUGACUGUAGUUGAAAAAUGCCUGUAAAUAGUCGAUUUGAAAACAACCAAAGUUCAUGUUACAAUCUCUUUUCUUAUUGGUUCAUUUGCUAAGAUGUACUGAGGGAGAGUUGCAUUUCUCUUGAUUGUGCAGGGUGUAUAAAGAUGAAUCUUAGCAGACACCUUGAUGUGUGUUUAAAAACACUGCCAGAUCCCCAUACCUUGUAUUUGCCAAAUGUAUGGAUCAAGGUAUUGUAAUCAAAGAAAAAAAAGUCAUUUGUAUUUAUGUAUAGUUUCAGUUUGUUGUGUUUUGUUAAUUUAUUCCAGAGGGAUUACUUUGUGGGUUUAACCCACAAAUCCAAAGAAGUUUCCAAGCAUUGUUAAAUGUUAAUCAAGCACUGGCAUUGUCAAAGGCAUUUCUUUUUUUUUUUUUUAACUGCUUCAUUUGUGUAAAUAUUUGUGUAUAAUUUUUGCCGUACGCACGGGUAUAGAAUGAUGAGUCGUCACACGUUGGAGACAAACUUGUAUUUGGAAAUCUCUCUACUUUAUAAAUAAAUGGUCAUUGUAAAUUGAAUUUGUGGUUUACAGAGGUGGGUGGACAAACAAUGUCACUGGACCAUUGUAUUUGGUUACCUGGUAUACAAUAAAAGCCACCAAGGGCAGCUGGACUGCUACCUGUCGCAAACAUUGUGUACUUCGGUGACAAAAAUGAAAUACAAUUCUUACUCUUUAAAUAACUGGGAUAGGAUUAUGCACACAAGCACAUUUGUACCUGCCUCUAGGGUGCAACUUUGUUUAACCACCAUCUACCAUAGAGCAAGGAAAGUAAAUUAGGAAUACGCCAAUGCUAAACCUGAAUAUGAUGAUCUGAGUUCAGCAUUCUCAUACCUGUGAGUUCACAUAUUUAGUAAUCUCUACAUCAACCUUCAGAUGGUGAUUAAACUGGUCGCAACUUGGAAUCAGAUACUAAGUUUUUAGGUGUUUUAUUCGACACCUUUAUGGAUUAAAUGUCUGAACAUGUUUUUCAUUUUGGUAUGAUUACUGUAAAAUUGUAAUGCUGAAACAAAAAAAAUGUCACCACUUCUUCUGUCAUGAUGUACACUGAUUUCCUGUGCUACAGCGUCACGUGUUUGUUUCUGUUCUGCCACCAUACUUCAUGCCCUACGUUCAUUUGCAGUGACAAUGAUGUCAGGAAAUUAAAUAAACUGCAUCCAUGUA
Messenger RNA from Xenopus tropicalis (tropical clawed frog), 7235 nucleotides. It is a transcript of the gene onecut1, whose product is annotated as one cut homeobox 1. Lineage: Eukaryota; Metazoa; Chordata; Amphibia; Anura; Pipidae. The transcript is spliced from 2 exons. Gene Ontology annotation, cellular component: nucleus. Gene Ontology annotation, molecular function: DNA binding. The coding region runs from base 490 to 1866 and encodes 458 amino acids. The record is from RefSeq and is a predicted model, not a curated record.